AUGGCGACCGUUCCGCCGACGCAGCAUCAAUCCUCACAUCCUCCACCACAAAUCCUAGCAUUCAACGAGAGACAGCCCCGGACUAUCCGCCUAUACCCAUUGAGCAAUUACACAUUUGGCACAAAGGAGACACAGCCAGAGGAAGAUCCUUCAGUAAAAGAUAGGCUGCGGCGAUUGGAGGAAUAUUAUGAAAAGCAUGGCAUGCGCCGGACGUGUGAAGGUAUCUUAGUAUGCCAUGAGCACAACCACCCGCAUGUGCUCAUGUUGCAGAUCGCCAAUGCCUUCUUCAAGCUUCCUGGUGACUACCUGGCGCAUGAUGCCGACGAGAUUGAAGGUUUCAAGGCCAGACUGAACGAACGCCUCGCUCCCACUGGAUCACUUGGCGCCUCCGAAGCUGCAGAUGCGGACUGGGACAUCGCUGACACCCUCGCGCAAUGGUAUCGGCCCAAUUUCGAGACUUUCAUGUACCCUUUCCUGCCACCACAUGUGACGCGACCUAAAGAGUGCAAAAAGCUCUUCUUUAUUCAGCUGCCCAAAGCCAAAGUGCUGAGUGUGCCGAAGAACAUGAAAUUACUGGCUGUGCCUCUAUUUGAGCUCUACGACAACAGUCAGCGUUAUGGACCGCAGCUGAGCGCCAUCCCUCAUUAUCUGAGCCGAUACAGGUGGGAGUUUGUCAACGAGAACGAUGAGGUUGUCUCUUGGACCCCUGGCGGUCCUGUGGAUGAACGAGUGAAGACUAAGAUAUUAGCGGGUGAUCAAGGGAACGGUGUCACCGAGGGACACAACGUUAACAUGGCGGAGAAUUAG
Messenger RNA from Dissoconium aciculare CBS 342.82, 807 nucleotides. Its product is annotated as cleavage and polyadenylation specificity factor, 25 kDa subunit. The record is from RefSeq and is a predicted model, not a curated record. Gene Ontology annotation, molecular function: mRNA binding. Gene Ontology annotation, cellular component: mRNA cleavage factor complex. The transcript is spliced from 2 exons. Lineage: Eukaryota; Fungi; Ascomycota; Dothideomycetes; Mycosphaerellales; Dissoconiaceae. Bases 1 to 807 code for a protein of 268 amino acids.